AUGACAAAAUAUUAUCCUUAUGGUGUGUCACUUAGUAAAGGACAAUUGGAAAAGCUCUCGAGAGCUUACAAUAAUAACUCAGCAAUAACUAUCAGAUUAGCCAGAAAUGAGUUAUCCGGACCACAUGAAUUAAUGCUCACAAAAACUCAGAUCAAUAAAUUGAAAAAAGCAAUGAGCCAGGGUACAGGAUCGGAUAUCAAAAUUUCAAAAACACAAAUCAGAAAGGCUGUUAGACAGGGUGGUAGUUUGUGGGGAUCAUUAAUCAGUUUAGGAAGCAAGGUACUACCUAUGGAAAUGCCAUUAGCCAAAAAAGCUAUCGCACCCCUUGCAACAGGAGCGUUAUCAGGAUUAGCCAGUCUCGGUGUGGAUAAAAUAUUCUGA
Messenger RNA from Porites evermanni, 381 nucleotides. Lineage: Eukaryota; Metazoa; Cnidaria; Anthozoa; Scleractinia; Poritidae. The record is from the annotation of a GenBank genome assembly.